Puma concolor (puma) is the source of this 795-nucleotide messenger RNA. The record is from RefSeq and is a predicted model, not a curated record. NCBI's taxonomy places the organism in Eukaryota, Metazoa, Chordata, Mammalia, Carnivora, Felidae.
AUGCGGUUCAUAGAAUUGGUCUCCAGCAGAUUUUGGACAGUACAAGAGUUCACAGAGUACAAGACGCCGCGCCCGGAGGAGGCGGGGCGCGCCCUGGGCGCGGUGCUCGAGGAGCUGCGGCGGACGCGAGCCGACCUCCGCGCGGUGCAGGGCUGGGCGGCCGGGCGCUGGCUGCCGGCAGGUUGUGAAACAGCACUUUUAUUCCCAAUGCGUUCCAAGAAGAUUUUUGGAAGCGUGCAUCCAGCGACACCAAUGAAGCUUGAGUCUUUUAGUGCCUGCAUUUGGGUCAAAGCCACAGAUGUAUUAAACAAAACCAUCCUGUUUUCGUAUGGCACAAAGAGAAAUCCAUAUGAGAUCCAGCUGUACCUUGGCUAUCAGUCCAUAGUGUUUGUGGUGGGUGGAGAGGAGAACAAACUGAUUGCUAAUACUGUGAUUUCCCUGGGAAAGUGGACCCAUCUGUGCAGCACCUGGAAUUCAGAGAAGGGGCGCAUGUCCUUGUGGGUAAACGGUGAACUGGUGGCUACCACUGUCGAGAUGGCCAUAGGUCAUAUUGUUCCUGAGGGAGGGAUCCUGCAGAUUGGCCAAGAAAAGAACGGCUGCUGUGUAGGUGGUGGCUUUGAUGAAACACUAGCCUUUUCUGGAAGACUCACAGGCUUUAAUAUCUGGGAUCGCGUUCUCAGCAAUGAAGAGAUAAGAGAAACCGCAGGAGCCGAUUCUUGUCACAUCCGGGGAAAUGUUGUUGGGUGGGGAGUCACAGAAAUUCAGCCACAUGGAGGAGCUCAGUAUGUUUCAUAA